This is a messenger RNA of Kluyveromyces lactis, 1491 nucleotides long. RefSeq lists its product as uncharacterized. Gene Ontology annotation, molecular function: carbohydrate:proton symporter activity. The transcript has a single exon. NCBI's taxonomy places the organism in Eukaryota, Fungi, Ascomycota, Saccharomycetes, Saccharomycetales, Saccharomycetaceae. The record is from RefSeq and is a predicted model, not a curated record. Gene Ontology annotation, cellular component: membrane. The coding region runs from base 1 to 1491 and encodes 496 amino acids. Gene Ontology annotation, biological process: transmembrane transport; carbohydrate transport.
AUGAAAAAUGCAUUUGAAGUGAAAAGGUUGAUCGGGCUGUUAGUUUGUAUCGGUUUUAUGUUAGGUAUGGAUACUUCGUCUUUAUCAUUGUUUCUUGGGACGAGCUAUUUCAAAGAGUAUUUCAAACAGCCAACUGCACUACAAACAGGUAUGAUGACAGGGGCCAACCAAAUUGGUGGGUUUGUGGGGUGCCUAAUGUCUGGGUCUUUGAUAGAACUCAUUGGGUGCAAAUGGUGUUUGUGUGCUUGUAGUGUUAUUUGGACCAUGGGAUCUGUCGGAUCUUUUUUUGUGCUUGAAGUUUACACAAUGGCUCUGAGUAGAUUUGUAAAAGGGAUUGCAGUAGGUAUUCUAUCUGUGCUUGCUUCAUUCUAUUUGAUGGAAGUUUUUUCAAGCAAUAUAAGGGGGCAGGCCACAGCUUUAAUGCAGAUGGCUUUAACAAUCUCCAUUCUAUCCAUAUACUUUCUCUCUAUGUUACUUGAUAAAAUCCAAGGUCCCUUGGCAUUUAAGAUUACUUGGGGGUUAGAAGUGAUACCCAGUUUAUUGUUAUUGAUGCUAUUUCAAGCACUACCGGAGUCGCCAAGAUGGUUGUAUAAGCAUGGAUAUUCCAACAAAGAUAUAGAUCGGUCGCUAGCGAUUUUGAGAGUGAAGGAUGUUGAGAAACUCAGAGAGAAGUUCGUUAGUGAAACGAAGCAAAAGCCAAAGCUUUCCUAUAUUAUCAAGAAAGGUUACUGGAAACACAUGAGUCUCGGUAUAAUAGUCCAGAUAUUAAUUCAAAUCAGUGGUAUUAAUGUUGUGAUGUAUUACACUAUUUACAUAUGUGAAAUGGUUGGCUUUGAUGAUGAUGUCAGCUCGAAAUUAACCGCAGGACCUUAUAUUGUCAAUACGAUAUUUACCUUAGUCCCUGUCUUUUUAUUAGACAAGUUUAAUCGCAAAGUAUUCAUCGGGUGGGCAAGUGUAUUUUUAGGUGGUAUCAUGCUAUUGAUAGGAUUCCUAAUUGGUGAAAGGGAAAGGCACGUCGGCGAUGUUGUUUUGAGAAAUAUAGUUGUCGCCUUAUGUUUCCUCUUUGUUUCGGUAUUCUCUUCAUCAUUGUCAUGCGCUGGCUUUAUCUAUACUAACGAAAUCUUACCAGAAUCCAUAAAAUCCGUGGCCUUAUCAGUUUGUAUAUCGACAAGUUGGUUUACAGGGUUUGCCCUUGCAUUAAUGGCACCUUAUUUAAUGCAAAUCGUAGAAUGGUGGACCUUCGUAAUGUUGGGAACAUCAACAAUAGCCUUAGCUUUCAUUAUAAUUAUGUGGUUUCCUGAGACGAGAGAUUUGUCACCACACGAUAUUGACAAUCUAUUCAAACAAGACGCGCUGUCAGCAGAAGUUGAAUAUGAAAAGAUAGAGUCGGAUCAAAGUGCAGAUUUUGAAAGUAUUCCCGAGAGGUCUGGUGCGCCAGAACCUGACUCAUUUGUGUGUACCACUACUACCACUGAAGUGACGGAACGUUGA